Eucalyptus grandis is the source of this 2268-nucleotide messenger RNA. Its product is annotated as TBC1 domain family member 17. Gene Ontology annotation, biological process: activation of GTPase activity. Bases 539 to 1942 code for a protein of 467 amino acids. NCBI's taxonomy places the organism in Eukaryota, Viridiplantae, Streptophyta, Magnoliopsida, Myrtales, Myrtaceae. The record is from RefSeq and is a predicted model, not a curated record. The transcript has 11 exons. Gene Ontology annotation, molecular function: GTPase activator activity.
GACGGAGGUGGCAAAAAUAAGGAAGACGAGGAACCGACCGAAUCAAUGAGGCGGGGGGUGGGAUCAGUUCCAGGAGCUAAAUUUAGACACAGCGGGGCGCGUUUUAAGUUACCGCAUUAACCGGCGUUGCGUUUCUUGGGUCGGGAGACGGUCAUAACGAACGCUUACCCCCCAAAAAAAUUAGUACUUCCCAACGGCCAACCGCCGCCGCCCGCGGCCGCCACCUCACACGCCUGUUGACCAGGCAUCGCCGAACGCCACCGCAUUGUCCCUUCCAGCAACUCCGGCGUCCACCUAAUAAACAACCUUUUUCCCGCAACAGAAGCAUUAAAAAAAGAAAGACCGAAUAAAAAAAAGGGGGAAAUUAUUCGCUUCUGGUUUUGUUCUGCGUCGAAGUGAUUGCCGGACUUGGUCUCGCCGUCGCACCGUGUGUUCCGGUUCUGAUUGGCGUUUCGGGAGAAGGGUUCGUCGUCUAGCUGCUCGGAACGUUCCGGUUUUUAUUUCGCUUGAUCGCGUCUCUGCAUUGUGAAAAGACUGCAUGGAGUUUCGUGUUCCGGCGAUCUGGAGAGAUCCUGGAGCUCCGGCCGAUUCUUUCUACGAGGUCCGGCCGGAAUGCACCGACGUUCCCAAGACGCGCUUCAGGAUCAAGGCUGGGAAAACUUUAAGUGCAAGAAAAUGGCACGCUGCGUUUUCUCCAGAAGGGCAUCUGGAUAUAGGCAAGACGUUAAGCCGAAUUCAACAUGGGGGUAUUCAUCCAUCAAUUAGAGGAGAAGUAUGGGAAUUUCUACUUGGGUGUUAUGAUCCAAAGAGCACGUUUGACGAACGUGAACAGAUACGGCAACGUCGAAGGGUUCAAUAUGCAAGGUGGAAGGAAGAGUGCCACAAUAUGUUCCCUCUUAUUGGAAGUGGUAGGUUUGUAACUGCGCCUAUAAUUACUGAGGAUGGUAAGGCAGUCCAAGAUCCUAUAGUACUCCUCCAAACAAAUCCACAUGGAGCAGUUUUGACUCCUCAAAAUACUUCUCAAGCCACAACUGGCAUAGCAACAAAUGGUACUGCGUCUGCUUCCAUGGAGCCAGAAUUUUCCUUUGUGGAAACAUUACAACCCUCAAGCCAUGUUAUUUUGGACAAAAAAGAAAUCCAAUGGAAGCUCACAUUACAUCAGAUAGGUCUCGAUGUUGUUCGCACAGACAGGCCAUUGGUGUUCUAUGAAAAGCAAGAAAACUUGUCAAAGCUUUGGGAUAUUCUAGCAAUUUAUGCCUGGAUAGACAAAGAUGUUGGCUACUGUCAAGGAAUGAGCGAUCUCUGCUCCCCAAUGAUAAUGCUUCUCAACGAUGAAGCUGAUGCAUUUUGGUGCUUCGAACGGUUAAUGCGCAGAUUGCGAGGAAAUUUCAGAUGCACUGAGAGCUCUGUUGGGGUGGAGGCACAACUUGGUAACUUGGCUGCUAUUACUCAAGUUAUUGAUCCGAAACUUCAUCAGCAUAUAGAAACACUGGGUGGAGGAGACUAUCUUUUUGCUUUCCGAAUGAUUAUGGUUUUGUUCCGUCGAGAAUUUUCAUUUGGUGACUCUUUGUAUCUUUGGGAGAUGAUGUGGGCCUUGGAAUAUGACCCAGACUUAUUCUCUAUGUAUGAAGAGCCUGAUUUAGCUGGUGAAAAAGCUGAUGGGCCUAAAGGAAAAGCCAAGUCAAUACGACAGUGUGGGAAGUUUGAGAGAGAAAAUAUGAGAAACGGAGCAAAGAACUCUGAUGCCCCUCUGCCCAUCUCUAUUUUCCUUGUUGCCAGUGUCUUGAAAGAUAAGAGCUCAAAGCUCUUGCAAGAAGCUCGGGGCCUGGAUGAUGUCGUUAAGAUUCUAAAUGACAUGACUGGAAAUCUGGAUGCAAAAAAGGCCUGCAGUGGGGCUAUGAAACUUCACAAGAAGUAUUUAAAAAAGGCUAAGAAGCCAUAGCAAAAACUGAAGCAUCCCCGAGAUUCGAUGGGAAAAAGAAAAAAGAGGAACUGUUCAUGCUGUGCAUUGAUUUUGGUGGAGGAGUUAUAUGUCGAUAAUUCGGACAUGCUAUAUCUGUAGACUCAAGUGUCGCAGUCGGCUUAUGAUUCCGGAGGAGUUGUACAAAUAUCUGAGUGUAUCUCUCUGUAUUCGUAAAGAAAGACUAACAAAAGACAACUGCCUACUUGAACUGAUAACUAUCUUGUAUAUCAGUUCCUCAUAUAUUCCAUGUCUCCAUUGGAGCAAUCUCUAAUAAAAACAGUCUCCCAAUAUGUUUUUUCUUCUAA